Molecule: messenger RNA, 540 nt
Organism: Lobosporangium transversale
Lineage: Eukaryota; Fungi; Mortierellomycota; Mortierellomycetes; Mortierellales; Mortierellaceae
Exons: 2
Coding region: 173-358 (61 amino acids)
Source: RefSeq, a predicted model, not a curated record
CUUCUGAGGAUAUGCUUUGUCAUUAUGAUUCUUCAUUCCUUUGCCUAACCACCAUGAGCUGUUAUGGCUAUUUUCACGCGAUGCAAUUAGCAAAUUGCUCACCAACACCUCAUUGCAUCACUCUUUGUAAAUCGCAUAAAGCAGGGCUCUUAAUCUUUAUUCUUCCUCUUCAAUGACGCGUCUACUGAUAUAUCAAACAAAAACACUACGACUUUCACUGGCUUUUGUUGGCGUAGCGGCGGACCUGGACGAAGUCGAAUGCAUGAUCGCUACUAUGAUCUACAAGACAUUACCCUCAUUCACAUUCACAAGAAGUAGCCAAAUGCCUUUCACUGUUGCUACCGAUAGCCACCUUUAACAUAGUGACCUGAGUGAUAUAAUAAUGAUCUAGAUGAUAAUCUACCCAUCUAACAUUUCUUGAAACACACACAACUCUAUUAAAAUUUUGAAUUUGUACGGUUUCUCAGCUGUCAAAAAAAGCGUACCACAAUGUAAUUAAAGGAUGUGAUGCGACCUUGUGGUGGAGACCAUUCGCCACUC